Molecule: messenger RNA, 1881 nt
Organism: Marmota flaviventris (yellow-bellied marmot)
Lineage: Eukaryota; Metazoa; Chordata; Mammalia; Rodentia; Sciuridae
Source: RefSeq, a predicted model, not a curated record
GGGAUGCCGGAGAAUAACCUGUUUACAACAAGCCAGGUUGUUCCAGACCUGAGUGAUCAUCCUCAGCUCCAGUCGUAUUGAAAAAGAUCCAGGCCGAGAUGUUCCCUGACCACCCUGAAAAUGUAAACUUAAGCUGCCAGUUUGCAGAAGUUCACGAAGAUUCUACCAUCUGGUGGACAAAAGAUUCAAAGUCAAUAGCUCAAGUCCAGAGAAGCGCAGGGGACAACUCUGCUGUUUCCUUGACCAUCGUUCAAGCCAGUCAGAAGGACCAGGGUCUCUACUGCUGCUGCAUCAAGAACAGCUGUGGAAAAGUGGCUUCCGAGUUCCACCUCACCGCCCAAGUUCUCAGACAGCUUUCCAGUCACGGGGAUAUUAAAGGGUGUGAAGAGAUUGAAUUUAGUCAGCUCAUCUUCAAAGAGGACUUCCUCAAUGACCACUACUUUGGGGACCGCCUGCGUGGACAGAUUGCCACCGAGGCGCUGCACUUCGGGGAGGGGGUCCACCGCAAAGCCUUCCGCAGCACCGUGAUGCAGGGCCUCACACCCGUCUUCCAGCCGGGUCACGCCUGCGUGCUCAAGGUACACAACGCAGUCGCCUAUGGGACCAGAAACAACGACGAGCUCAUCCAAAGGAACUACAAACUUGCUGCCCAGGAAUGCUGUGUUCAAAAUACUGCCAGACACUAUGCCAAGAUCUACGCUGCUGAAGCACAGCCCCUGGAAGGCUUUGGAGAAGUGCCCGAGAUCAUUCCGAUUUUUCUCAUCCAUCGGCCUGAGAACAACAUCCCUUAUGCAACAGUGGAAGAGGAGCUGAUUGGAGAAUUUGUGAAGUAUUCCAUCAGAGAUGGGAAGGAAAUAAACUUCUUGAGAAGAGAAACGGAGGCUGGUCAGAAGUGUUGUACCUUCCAGCACUGGGUGUACCAGAAAACCAGCGGCUGCCUCCUGGUCACGGACAUGCAGGGUGUAGGAAUGAAGUUAACUGACGUUGGCAUAGCAACACUGGCUAAAGGGUACAAAGGAUUUAAAGGCAACUGUUCCAUGACCUUCAUCGAUCAGUUUAAAGCACUACACCAGUGUAACAAGUAUUGUAAAAUGCUGGGACUGAAAUCCCUUCAAAACAACACCCAGAAACCCAAGAGGCCAAGCAUCGGGAAAAGCAAAGUUCAGACAGCAGUGAAGAAGCCAGAGCCCGGGACCCCAGCAGAAAAGAAAACCUAGCACCCCUCAGUAGCGGGGGCCUCCAGCCAGCAGCACACGGGCUUGGGAGUGAAAAUCACCCACACAGGAGACUCCUUGCAGAGUGUGUGGCCGUCCUUACUUCCACCAGAAUCUGCCCCAAGAUGCUUCUAUACCAGUCACCUGCCGUCUGCUAAAGUGAUUUUGGGACAGAUUUGUGACCAGACUCGUGGAGAGACUACAUCAGUCGUCAGCGUCAAAGGCAGUCUGCUCUCUGUACACACAGCAUGUUGGCACCAACUUGGUGUCACGUACCUCUUUGUCUAUUUGCACGUGGUUUUGUUGUCAAAGACUUGGUGCUGAGCAGGGUCCGUUCCAAGCCCCAAUGCUUCUCGUCCCUGCCUAAUCGGGGUUUCCAGACAUAUCUAGCUGUGAUGGGAACAGAAUCAUGAAUGUCAAGUUGCUGCACCAGUGUCCACGAUGCUGCUGCUGCUGUGGGUGGUGGCUUCUGGAACACAAGGCCACUUCCCACCUUGUUCACACAGCCAGUGACAAUUUUCUGUUUUGACAAAUUCACGUUUAAACAAAAAGCGUAAGCUGCAUAUGUCAUCAUAGACACUUGUUCUUUGGAAUUUGUGCCGUAUUUCACAUUCCCCCAGGACUUAGUCAUUUAGUCAUUUCCUAAUAGAUUUGCUGGAGCACAAAA